Molecule: messenger RNA, 3070 nt
Organism: Suricata suricatta (meerkat)
Lineage: Eukaryota; Metazoa; Chordata; Mammalia; Carnivora; Herpestidae
Gene: TWNK
Product: twinkle mtDNA helicase
Exons: 6
Coding region: 160-2214 (684 amino acids)
Biological process (GO): mitochondrial DNA replication
Cellular component (GO): mitochondrion
Molecular function (GO): ATP binding; 5'-3' DNA helicase activity; single-stranded DNA binding
Source: RefSeq, a predicted model, not a curated record
CACGUUUCGGUCGAGAGGGGCGAGGGGAAGGUGGGUGAUGCGCGGCCACCGUCGCGAGCGGCGCAGCUCUUGGCCGUAGAGCCAAGGGAGGACGCGGGCGCGGGGGCGAGGUGGGCGCGGGGACCGGCGGGAGCCGCUCGGUGGCGCUCUACUUGUGGAAUGUGGGUACUCCUUCGAGGUGGGUACCCCCUCCGUAUCCUGCUGCCCCUGCGUGGGGAGUGGAUGGGUCGCAGGGGCCUACCCAGAAGCCUGGUCCCUGGCCCUCCUCGAAGACGGUACAGGAAAGAAGCUCUCCCAGCCUUGGAGGUACCAGUGUUGCCUGUAACUGCAACUGAAAUCCGCCAGUAUUUGCGGGCACAUGGGAUCCCCUUCCAAGAUGGCCACAGCUGCCUGCGGGCACCCAGCCCCUUUGUGAAAGCCUUGCCGCUUAAGGACCAGAAUGGUGCCACUGCUGCCUUCAGCCUCUUCAUUGACAAGACCACAGGUCGCUUUCUCUGCAUGACCAGCCUAGCAGAGGGAAGCUGGGAAGACUUCCAGGCGAGUGUGGAGGGACGAGGAGAUGGAGCCAGAGAGGGGAUCUUGCUCAGUGAGGCCCCAGAAGCGGAGGACAGUGAGGAGGUCCGGAGGAUCUGGGACCGAGCUGUACCUCUCUGGGAGCUGCCUGAGCCCGAGGAGGCCCAGCUGGCUCGGAUAAUGUUUGGCCUUACCAAAGUGACGGACGACACGCUCAGGCGUUUCAAUGUGCGGUAUUUGCGGCCUGCUCGCAGCCUCAUCUUCCCUUGGCUCUCCCCUGGAGGUUUGGGAUUACGAGGCCUGAAGCUGCUAGGGGCUGAAGGCCAGGGAGAUGGAGUGCACUACAAGGAAACCACCAUUCCCCGGCCUGGUGUCUACCACAAUCUGUUUGGGUUACCACUAAUCAGUCGUCGAGAUGUUGAGGUGGUACUAACGAGUCGUGAGCUGGAUAGCCUGGCCUUGAGCCAAUCCACAGGGCUGCCCACUCUUGCCCUCCCCCGCGGAGCAGCCUGCUUACCCCCUGCCUUGCUCCCUUACCUCGAACAGUUUCGACGUAUUGUGCUCUGGCUAGGAGAUGACCUGAGGUCCUGGGAAGCUGCCAAGCUGUUUGCUCGAAAACUGAAUCCCAAGCGAUGCUCCUUGGUGCGGCCUGGAGACCAGCAGCCCCGUCCCCUGGAGGCCCUGAACCGAGGCUUAAAUCUUUCUCGUAUUCUGCGUACCGCCCUGCCCGCCUGGCACAAGUCGAUUGUGUCUUUCCGGCAGCUUCGGGAGGAGGUGCUAGGAGAACUGUCAAAUGUGGAACAGGCAGCUGGCAUCCGCUGGAACCGCUUCCCAGAUCUCAAUCGUCUUCUGAAGGGCCAUCGGAAGGGCGAGCUGACAGUCUUCACAGGGCCAACAGGCAGUGGGAAGACCACAUUCAUCAGUGAGUAUGCCCUGGAUUUGUGUACCCAGGGGGUAAACACCCUUUGGGGUAGCUUUGAGAUCAGCAACGUGAGACUCGCCCGGGUCAUGCUGACUCAGUUUGCCGUGGGGCGGCUAGAAGAGCAACUGGACAAAUACGAGGAGUGGGCUGACCGCUUCGAAGACCUGCCUCUCUAUUUCAUGACUUUCCACGGGCAGCAGAGCAUCAGGACUGUAAUAGACACGAUGCAACAUGCCGUAUACGUGUAUGACAUUUGUCACGUGGUCAUCGACAAUCUGCAGUUCAUGAUGGGGCAGGAGCAGCUGUCCACAGACAGGAUUGCAGCUCAAGACUACAUCGUCGGAGCCUUUCGAAAGUUUGCAACAGACAAUAGCUGCCAUGUGACACUGGUCAUUCAUCCCCGGAAAGAGGAUGAUGACAAGGAGCUGCAGACAGCGUCAAUUUUUGGCUCAGCCAAAGCAAGCCAGGAAGCGGACAACGUUCUGAUCCUACAGGACCGGAAACUGGUAACUGGUCCAGGGAAACGGUAUCUGCAGGUGUCCAAGAACCGCUUUGAUGGAGACGUAGGUGUCUUCCCACUUGAAUUCAACAAGAGCUCUCUCACCUUCUCCAUACCACCAAAGAGCAAGGCUCGGCUCAAGAAGGUCAAGGAUGACAAUGGGCUAGUGGCCAAAAAGCCCCCAUCUGGCAAAAAGGGGGCUGUGCCCCAGAACUCUGAGACUUGCUUGGAUCAGGCCCACCAGCCCUGCCAGCCAGACCCCUCCAAGCCCUCCAGGUGAAGGUAGUGCAGAGCUGGACACUGAAAUGAGCCUGGCCAGAAAGGCAGGGGCAUAGACCUUAGCCCUCUGGCAAGGCUACCUCUGUCCUGUAGGCCUAAGCUAGGGAUCUUCCUCAGUCACAGGGGCCUAACCUAGGGCAGAGUUCCAUCGUGAGAGACCUGAGAACUUCCUGUGUGCCAGGCUUCGUUCUAGGUCUUGGGAAUACAAGACAGAUGAGGUCCCUGCUUCCCUGGAACCUGUAGUCUGGCAAGGGAGACAAGAAAAAUAAUGAACAAACACAAAACAUAUUUUUAGACAGGGAAAUGAGCCAUGAAGAAAACAGUAGUGCAGUACAUACAGCCUAGUGUAGAUGAAGGUCUGAAUAGGUGUCUCUUAGCAGAGGACAUUUGAGAUGGGUUCAAAGAACUAGGAUUGAGCCAUGUGAACAUGUGGAGAAAGGGAUCCAAGCAGACAGGAAAUGAGAUACAGAGCCCCUCAGGUGGGAGUGAGCAAAUUGAGUUCAAAGCAGUGAGUUCAGGCAUGGACGGGAAUAGAGGACUUCUUGCCAAACUCCAGCCCAGGCAUCUGGAGCCAAAGGGUGACAUGGUGGGUACCAGACUCCUCUGUUGCCCAUUCUGGACCCUGCCAUGAGGUGGCACUCCAUACCAUUGGAUCCUAGGUGCUUGACCCUGUAGUAUCAGGGCCCCAAAAGUGGAAGCUGGCCAGAGAGCCCUGGAAGAAAGCUGUGAGCCCAGAGUGCCUGCCACAUGGACCACAUUACGUGUUCCGCCACCUCAGACCACUGGAGUGGGUUCAGUCAGGACUUUUUGUAGAGCCUUUUCUAGUUUUACUGAAAACAAUUUUUCCAUUGCCUUUG